AUGAUCUGGAAUACUUUUCUUCAACUCGUCGUCGUUGUGCUCGGUAUCCUCCAGUCAGUCUGGGGUUUUCCCACUGUCGAAGUUGAACGCGAUGAACCCCAGGCCUCAGACCGAUAUGUCUUUGCCCACUUCAUGGUCGGCAUCGUCGAGAACUACCAAAUAGAGGACUGGAUCGCGGACAUGCAAGCAGCGCAAGCGAUCGGCAUCGACGCCUUCGCGCUGAACUGCGCCAGCAUCGACAAGUACACGCCAACGCAGCUGGCGCUGGCCUACCAGGCGGCGCAGCAGGUGGGCUUCAAGGUCUUCAUCUCCUUCGACUUCGCCUACUGGACCAACGGCGACACGGCCAAGAUCACCGCCUACAUGCAGCAGUACGCCGCCCACCCGGCGCAGAUGCAGUACCGGGGCGGCGCGGUGGUGAGCACCUUCGUGGGCGACAGCUUCAACUGGGGCCCCGUGAAGCAGGGCACCGCGCACGCGAUCCACGCCCUCCCGAACCUGCAGGACCCGGCCGAGGCGUCCAGCAACCGGGCGCGGGCCGCGGACGGCGCCUUCUCGUGGUACGCCUGGCCCACCGACGGCGGCAAUAGCAUCAUCAGGGGCCCCAUGACGACGAUCUGGGAUGAUCGGUAUGUCAAGGACUUGGCUGGGACCACCUAUAUGGCGCCCGUCUCGCCCUGGUUCGCCACCCACUUCAACAGCAAGAACUGGGUCUUCAUCUGCGAGAACCUGCCGACCCUGCGGUGGGAGCAGAUGCUGACGCUCCGGCCCAGCUUGAUUGAGAUCAUCUCGUGGAAUGACUACGGCGAAUCGCACUACAUCGGCCCCUACGCGGCCAACCACAGCGACGACGGGUCCUCCAAGUGGGCCAAGGGCAUGCCGCACGACGCCUGGCGGGACCUGUACCAGCCCUACAUCGCCGCGUACAAGUCCGGUGCCACUGCCCCGCGGGUCGAGAAGGACAGCCUGGUGUACUGGUACCGUCCCACGCCGAAGGGGGUCUCGUGCCCGGAGGACAACCUCGGGCCCCCGAACGGGAUCUCCAUGCUCGGGGACAGUAUCUUCGUGGCGACCCUGCUGACCAGUCCAGCGACGCUGACGGUGACCAGCGGGUCGAAUGGCCCCGUGCGGAUCGAGGUGCCCGCGGGGAUCGUGACGUCGAACGUCUCGAUGGGGACGGGCCCGCAGACGUUCACCAUGAGUCGGAAUGGGCAGACGAUUCUGAGUGGACCGGGCGGGUUGGCGGUGCAGAGCCAGUGCAACAAGUCAUAUAACUUCAACGUGUAUGUGGGGAAGAUUGCGGGGGUUCGAUAAGUUAUAGUGUUGCUGGUUGGGUCGUCGGGGUCUAGGAAUGCCGGC
Messenger RNA from Aspergillus uvarum CBS 121591, 1359 nucleotides. RefSeq names its product glycoside hydrolase family 71 protein. Gene Ontology annotation, biological process: mating projection tip cell wall disassembly. Gene Ontology annotation, molecular function: glucan endo-1,3-alpha-glucosidase activity. The record is from RefSeq and is a predicted model, not a curated record. The coding region runs from base 1 to 1314 and encodes 437 amino acids. The transcript has 4 exons. Lineage: Eukaryota; Fungi; Ascomycota; Eurotiomycetes; Eurotiales; Aspergillaceae.